This is a messenger RNA of Striga hermonthica, 612 nucleotides long. Lineage: Eukaryota; Viridiplantae; Streptophyta; Magnoliopsida; Lamiales; Orobanchaceae. The record is from the annotation of a GenBank genome assembly.
AUGCAUUUUUCAGGACCUAUAGAAAAUGUCAACCGGUCAACCAUCACAGCCGCUACAAAAGCCGCCCGGCUACCGGGACCCGAACCUCCCGAUUCCGCGUCCCGAGCCCCGGAAGCCCGCAACCCUCCCGCCUUCCUUCCAACAGCACAAACCCCACCGGAAGGCGCACUGCUGCCGGACUCCCCCGGCGGGCCCACGCUCGACUCCCGGAUCACGGCCCGCGUCCGGGUAAAAAACCCUAACCAGAAACUGAAAAUGUCUUACGAGAAGAUUAGGGUUUUGAUUAAUGAAGCUAAAGGAGGCGCGGUUUUGGGGGUCGGGAGCGCGCGAGGGUUUACUCAAGAAAGGAACAACGUGACGAGUUUGAAGAUUGAUGUGAAGACGGAGAAGGGGAUUUUAGGCAAUGCUAAUGCGGACGAGUUGGAGAAGGGAUUCGAGAGCAAGAAUUUAUCGGUUAAUGUGGAGAUUUCGGGAAAGGUUGGGGUGAAGGGGGAUAAAUGGUCGGCCGGGAGUAUUGGCGUGAAGGUGGUGUGCGAAGGGGUGAGAUUAAGCCGGGUUGAACGAGAGAGUCCUAAGUGCCGGAUUAAGGUUCUCGACUGGUACGUGUCUUGA